AUGCAAGUGGCCCGGGAUCCUGGGGACGCCAUCAGCCACCAGGCACUGCCACUGGGCUGCUACUCACCCCAUAGAUCCACAGUCCCCAGGCAGUCCUAUGGCAGUGUCCACUGGUGCAGCCUGCACCCCCUUCCCCCAGUCAGCCACCCCCAUCUGAAUCCUAAUGGGCAGGUCCGGUCCGCCCUGUGGGAGAGGUGCUGCCCGGUGAGGCAUAAAAUCUCGGGAUUCUGGCUGGAGGCAGCUCCUGAGACUGCUGGCAUAAAGGGGAGCCGUGCCCUCCUGCUGGUGGCCCUCACCCUGUUCUGCAUCUGCCGGCUGGCCACAGGGGAGGACUGCAAGGAGUUUUUCAUGGACUUCCUGCAAACACUACUGGUGGGGACCCCAGAGGAGCUCUAUGAGGGGCCCCUGGGCAAGUACAAUGUCAACGAAGAUGCCAAGGCAGCAAUGACUGAACUCAAGUCCUGCACAGACGGCCUGCAGCCAAUGCACAAGGCAGAGCUGAUCAAGUUGCUGGUGCAUGUGCUGGGCAGUCAGGACGGUGCCUAAGUGGACCUCAGACAUGGCUCAGCCAUAGGACCUGCCACACAAGCAGCCAUGGACACGCCGCCCACUACCACCUCCCCACAUGGAAAUUUACCCUCAAACCAUAUAAUCAAUAAAGCCUUCCGCA
Messenger RNA from Rhinopithecus roxellana (golden snub-nosed monkey), 670 nucleotides. It is a transcript of the gene SCGB1C1, whose product is annotated as secretoglobin family 1C member 1. Lineage: Eukaryota; Metazoa; Chordata; Mammalia; Primates; Cercopithecidae. The transcript has 5 exons. The record is from RefSeq and is a predicted model, not a curated record. Bases 1 to 546 code for a protein of 181 amino acids.